Neolamprologus brichardi is the source of this 535-nucleotide messenger RNA. The record is from RefSeq and is a predicted model, not a curated record. Lineage: Eukaryota; Metazoa; Chordata; Actinopteri; Cichliformes; Cichlidae.
CUCAGCACUGGCUCCUUCCAGAUCUCUAUUAAAUCUCACCUUCCAGGUCACCCUGCUGACAUACGACGCCAGAGCAAAACAUCAAAGCUGUCAUACAGUCUUUGUAGAUGAUGCAACACUUUGCACAAUACAUUUUUAUGUAUUUAUUUUAUCUAUUGAAUAUUUCAGUUUACACUGACAUCUGCUGCUCAUCACCACUGAUGACUGACUUAGAAGUGACAAGGUUAACGUUUGUGUUUGCGUUUCAGGAUUUUGACAUAGCAGGGCAAUACGACGCCAUGAUCCCAGAUGCUGAGUGUCUAAAGAUUGUACAUGAGAUCCUCAAUGAGCUGGACCUCGGAGACUUUCGUAUUAAGGUGAACGACCGACGCAUCCUUGAUGGAAUGUUUGCUGUGUGCGGCGUUCCAGACGACAAGUUCCGAACCAUCUGUUCAACGGUGGAUAAACUGGACAAGGUACUGAGACUUACUGCAGUGAACAUGCAACUCUUCUAAUGACUAUACUCAGUUCUCCUGACCCUCGUACUUAUGAGAAU